AGUUUUGGCGGAGCGGAAGCUGUCUGGAAAAGCGCGCCAAGAGCUAGUUAGCUUGGAUGGCUCUGUUGAUGAACUCGGCAACCUACUCUUCUACUGUCGCUACAACACGUCGAACGCAACACAACAAUUGUCUGCGACCAUGAUGAAUGUACGGAAUACUGUGGACAGGCUGGACAAGCCUAGCGCGUAUUAUCUAGGAAAGAACAGGAAGCGCAAGUUCAGCCAUGACCGAGAUGAGAACGAGAACCAGCCUGCUGAGGAUCCUCUUGACCCUUUGAGGAACGCCACCACUCUUUAUGUUGGAAACCUGUCUUUCUACACCACAGAGGAGCAGAUCCACGAGCUCUUUGCAAAGUGUGGUGAGAUUAAGCGUCUCGUCAUGGGCCUGGACCGGUUUUCGAAGACUCCUUGCGGUUUCUGCUUUGUCGAAUACUACACCCACGAAGAUGCCCUUGAUUGCUUAAAAUACAUUGGUGGAACCAAGCUGGAUGAGAGAAUUAUCAGAACAGACCUUGACCCCGGCUUCCAAGAAGGAAGGCAGUACGGCCGAGGCAAAUCUGGCGGACAGGUUCGCGACGAAUAUAGAGAUGAAUAUGACCCGGGACGUGGAGGCUAUGGCCGCGCAAUGGCGGAGCAGCGCAGAAAAGAGGAAGAAGAGUACGGGAAAGGUAGGUAAUUUGGUUUGUUGAUCUAGGCGUAUACACGGCGUUGGAUGGGAAUCCUUGUUCUAUGGUAUGGUGCA
Molecule: messenger RNA, 742 nt
Organism: Paecilomyces variotii
Lineage: Eukaryota; Fungi; Ascomycota; Eurotiomycetes; Eurotiales; Thermoascaceae
Product: small subunit of nuclear cap-binding protein complex
Exons: 5
Coding region: 140-676 (178 amino acids)
Biological process (GO): mRNA cis splicing, via spliceosome
Cellular component (GO): nuclear cap binding complex
Molecular function (GO): RNA cap binding
Source: RefSeq, a predicted model, not a curated record